AUGGAGAUCUUCCCAGAACACGUGCAACAUCUGUGGAACGAAUGGGAGCUGAGGGGGCUGGUUUUGCUAAGCCUAACAUGGCAGGUUAUCCUCAUCAUAUGUGGCUCAUGGAGGAAGCGUGCCCGUGGUGGCUUCAUCAGCAUCGUGGUUUGGGUAACAUAUCUGUCAGCAGAUUGGUUAGCCACAGUUUCGCUGGGCACACUUGCCAACAACCAAGGAGACGUGGGCAAACAAGAUAGGAACCACGCUCUGCAGGCGAUUUGGGCUCCCUUCCUUCUCCUCCAUCUCGGCGGCCCGGACACAAUCACUGCUUACGCCUUAGAAGACAACACUUUAUGGCUACGGCAUUUGCUUGGUCUAAUUGUCCAAGUUUCCGUGGCCUUUUACAUCUACUUAAGAUCUUGGAGCACCACUGCCUUGACUUUUAUAGCCAUACCAGUGUUUGUUUCCGGGAUCAUUAAGUAUGCAGAGCGCACGUGGGUUCUGAGAUCCGCUAGCGCCGAACAACUUGAAGAAUCUUUGCUGUCCGCUCCGGCCAUAGAACCUCCAAAUCUCAAGCUUUCUUAUGCCAAUGCCGAGGUGGAGUAUGUUCACAGAGGAUACUACUUGUUUCCUGUUCUCAAGCGUCUCUAUGCAAAUCUGAGCCUAAGGUUCGCAGAGGGUCAGCGAACCUACCAAUUGAUGGUGAAAAAGGAACAUGGGGAGGACAAAGAUGACAAGAAACAGAGUAAUUAUGCUUUUAAAUUGGUUGAGGUCCAGUUGGGUUUUUUGUAUGACUUGCUUUACACGAAGUCAACUAUAAUUUACUCUGUGCUAGGUCUCAUUUUUCGUUUUGUUAGUGUUUUAUCCAUAGUGUCUGCUUUAGCUUCAUAUGUUGUCUUCCUUAAUGUUCAUGAGCAUGAGUACUCAGGGGUCGACAUUCAUAUAACAUAUUGUUUAUUUAUUGGGGCUAUUUUACUUGAGCUUUAUGCAUUUGUGUCCCUUGUUUUCUCGGAUUGGACUUUGAAUUGGCUAGUCAACAAGCAUAGUUCACUGCAGAAUUUCAUUUGCUGGGUUUUGUCUUCUUGUCGGAAAAGGUGGUCAGGGGAGUUAGCUCAACACAACUUAUUGAAUUUUUGCAUGAAGAAGAGGGUAAGAAGAUGCAUCCGAAAUAAUUUUCUUUUCAGAAGCUAUUUUGUGAUGGAAUUAUAUUGGCAAAGGACAUGGGAAGAUGCAGAUGCUGAUCUCAAACAGUUUAUCUUUAAACAUCUCAGACAAAAACAAAUGCUGUACGACAAACAAGUAUCUGAUUACAAUUUUCUCAAGAAAUUGCUUUCUUAUAAAGGUGACAAUGCUUCCAUUUCAAUAAAAAAUAUUGGCUGGAGUUUUGAGGUCGAAUUCGGUCAUAGCUUACUCAUUUGGCAUAUUGCAACCGAUAUAUGCUAUCAUUCUAGAACAGGAGAAUCCGAAAAGGACUACAGGGAAGUGAGUAAAAGAAUGUCCAAUUAUAUGUUGUAUCUUUUACUCAUGCGUCCACUCAUGCUGCCUAAAUGGAUAAACAGGAUUACUCACGUUCGGAACACUUUCAAGGAAGCCAUAAGGAUAUUGCAGCGCGAGCAGCUUCCGGUGAAAGAUGCUGCAAGCGCUUCAAAAUUGCUUAUUCAAAUGCACAUGCAGAGUCACCAACCACUCGAACAACUUCGAGCGGAAAAGGCCGGCAAGUCUUUGCUCCAUGAAGGGUGCCGCCUUGCUUCACAGAUUGAAGAUCAGAGAGUUUCAUGGGAAGUGAUAUGUAAUGUGUGGAUAGAGAUGCUUACUUAUGCUGCAAGUCAGUGUGAUUGGGCGACACAUGGUCAGCAACUCCGAAGAGGAGGAGAAUUUCUGACUCAUGUUUGUCUUCUCAUGGCAGAACUUGGUUUGAGCGAACAAUUUGAUAUUGGGCGGAAGGGACUAAGUGUAGAAACCCAAAAUGAUGGAUGGGGAUGUGUAAGAAGUAAAUUACUCAGUUCUUACUUAUAA
This is a messenger RNA of Arachis duranensis, 1998 nucleotides long. RefSeq lists its product as uncharacterized. The record is from RefSeq and is a predicted model, not a curated record. The transcript has a single exon. Lineage: Eukaryota; Viridiplantae; Streptophyta; Magnoliopsida; Fabales; Fabaceae. Bases 1 to 1998 code for a protein of 665 amino acids.